AUGUCUUCCCCAAUCAUAGGUAUACAUUUUGGUAACACUUCCUCCUCUAUUGCUUACAUCAACCCAAAAAAUGAUGUAGAUGUCAUUGCUAACCCAGACGGUGAACGUGCUAUUCCAUCCGUUUUAUCUUACGUCGGUGAAGAUGAAUAUCACGGUGGUCAAGCUCUACAACAAUUAAUCAGAAACCCAAAGAACACUAUCGUUAACUUCCGUGAUUUCAUUGGUUUACCAUUUGCUGAAUGUGACGUUUCCAAAUGCGCGAACGGUGCUCCAGCUAUCGAACUUGACGGUAAAGUUGGUUUUGUUAUCUCCAGAGGUGAAGGUAAGGAAGAACAGUUAACUGUCGAUGAAGUUGUUUCAAGACAUUUAAACAGAUUAAAGCUAGCUGCUGAAGAUUAUAUCGGUCAAACUAUUGCUAAGGUUGUCAUUACCAUUCCAACCAACUUUUCUGCAGACCAAAAACUAGCUUUAUCUGAAGCCGCUUCUAAGGUCGGUUUACAAAUUGUUCAAUUCAUUAACGAACCUUCUGCUGCCUUAUUAGCUCAUGUUGAACAAUUCAACAUCGAAAAAGACUGUAACAUCGUUGUUGCUGAUUUUGGUGGUGUCAGAUCCGAUGCUGCUGUAAUUGCUAUCCGUAACGGUAUGUUCACCAUCUUAUCUACUGUCCAUGAUUUGAACUUAGGAGGUGACAACUUAGACACUGAAUUAGUUGAAUAUUUCGCAAAGGAUUUCGAAAAGAAGACUAAAUCAAACCCAAGAAAUAACGCUAGAUCCAUGGCCAAGUUGAGAAGUAAUGCCAUCUUAACCAAGAAGACUUUAUCUAAUGCCACUUCUGCUACUAUUUCCAUCGAUUCCUUAGCUGAUGGUUUCGAUUACCAUACCUCAAUCAACAGAAUGAGAUACGAAUUAACUGCUAAUAAAGUUUUCUCUCAAUUUGUUAGCUUCAUCAACACCGUCAUUGAAAAGACUGGUUUAGAUAACUUAGACAUUGAUGCUGUCUUAUUAGCAGGUGGUGUUUCUUUCACUCCAAAACUAACCUCUAAUUUAGAAUUCUUAUUCCCAGAAUCAGUUGAAAUUUUAGGUCCACAAAACAAGGAUGCUUCAAACUAUCCAAACGAAUUAUCUGCUUCAGGUGCUGCUUUACAAGCUCGUUUGAUUGCCGAUUACGAUGAUGAUGAAUUGAAAGACGCUGCCCAACCAGUUGUUGUUAACACAUUACAUUUACAAAAAGCCAUAGGUUUCGUUGAUGGUAAUGGUGAAUUUGUUCCAGUAUUGUUACCAGAAACCUCUUACCCAGUUCAAAAGAAGAUCACUUUUUCUAACGCUCAAGGUGACCUGUUAUUGGGUGUCUACGAAGGUAAAUCUUACGUCGAAGAAAAGACCCUUGAACCAGAACAAAGAGAAGAAGAUGAAGAAGACAGUGAAGAAUGGUCCGAUGAAGAACCAGAAACUGUUAGAGAAAAGCACUACAAGACCACUGCUAAAUUAAUGGAAUUAGGUGUUAAAGAUGUCAAGAAGGGUUUAGAAGUCACUUUCAAUGUUAACAAAGAUAGUGUCUUAAGAGUUACCGCCAGAGAUUUGAAGACUGGUGCCGUCACGAAAGGCGAAUUAUAG
This is a messenger RNA of Kazachstania africana CBS 2517, 1614 nucleotides long. It is a transcript of the gene SSZ1, whose product is annotated as ribosome-associated complex protein SSZ1. Gene Ontology annotation, biological process: cytoplasmic translation; 'de novo' cotranslational protein folding; protein refolding. Gene Ontology annotation, cellular component: cytoplasm. The coding region runs from base 1 to 1614 and encodes 537 amino acids. Gene Ontology annotation, molecular function: ATP hydrolysis activity; misfolded protein binding; heat shock protein binding. Lineage: Eukaryota; Fungi; Ascomycota; Saccharomycetes; Saccharomycetales; Saccharomycetaceae. The record is from RefSeq and is a predicted model, not a curated record. The transcript has a single exon.